CAAAACAUUGUCGGCAUGCGGGAAAGCAAACCAGCAACGCUAACUGUUCAUGUGAAGCCAUUCAUGAGCAAAGAGCCGAACGACGUGACGGUGCUUGCCGACCACAACGUGGAGUUUGAGUGUCGCGUAGGCGGCGACCCGACGCCCAAGAUCCUGUGGCGUCGUGACUCGGGCAAGAUGCCGAUCGGUCGCGCUCACAUCCUCGACGACAAGUCGCUGCGAAUCGAGCAUGUCACCCCCGAGGACGAGGGUCUCUACAUCUGCGAUGCUGAGAAUGUCGUCGGAAGUGUCUCUGCCAGGGCGUCGCUCACUGUUCACUCUCCACCGGUGUUCGUGGUGAGACCGCAAGAUCACAAGGUGGGCCUGAACGGCAUAGCCAAGUUCGACUGCGUGGCAGAGGGCAACCCCCCACCCAGUGUCUUCUGGAGCAAAGAGGGCAGUCAGGUGCUCAUGUUUCCUGGCAACUCGUACGGCCACCUCCAUGUCACACUGGAAGGAUCACUGCACAUACAGGGCGUGCAGAGAGAGGAUGCCGGCUUCCUAGUCUGCUCUGCGCUCAGUGUAGCUGGCUCCACCACUGUUCGGGCCUUUCUCCAGGUAACUUCAGUUGACGAUGUUCCACCUCCGAUUGUUGAAAUUGGUCCUGCCAAUCAGACACUUCCUCUGCAGUCAGUGGCCAACCUGCCAUGCCAGGCUCGCGGCUCACCGCCUCCCAGGAUAAAGUGGUACAAGAAUGGCAGCCUCCUCAACCCGGACAUGCCAAGGUUCACAAUCAAGUCAACUGGCACUCUUCACAUAGACGACUUGCGAAUGGAAGACUCAGGCCUGUACACAUGCACAGCGUCGUCGGAGAGCGGUGAAACGUCUUGGUCGGCGUCGCUGAGCGUGGAGAAGACGCCGGGUUCACACCUGCACCGCAGCCCCGACCCGUCCACGUUUCCGUCGGCGCCGGGCACGCCCCGCAUCGUCAACACGACGCAGUCCAGUGUGACCGUGGCCUGGACGACGGGCGACAACCGCAGCCCUCUCAUUGGCUACACUGUUGAGUACUUCAGCUCCGAUCUGCAGACCGGUUGGGUGGUCGCUGCGCAUCGCGUCAACGCUGAAAUCAUUACUAUAAACGACCUGAAGCCGGAUACGUCGUACAUGUUCUUGGUGCGCGCGGAGAACGCACACGGCCUGUCUGUGCCGAGCGCGGUGUCAACGGAGGCCCGCACACUUGGCCCGGGUCCGGGCGCACGUCACGUGCCUCAGCACACACUCGACGAGGCACGAGUGCGCCUCAGCACCAAGGUUGUCUCACUUGAACAGCUUGUGCCCAAUGGGUCCACCUCGGUGCGCUUGACUUGGCUGAUACUGUCAGCGGAAGAAUUUGUGGAAGGGGUUUACGUGAGGUUCAGAGAUCUGUCUGGAGGCUCUCAAAAGUACAACAUGGUCACAGUUCUCAACGCUGGAGCAACUAGUUACACCGUCACCAACUUGAGAAAAUUCACCAAGUAUGAGUUCUUCCUGGUGCCAUUUUUCAAAUCGGUCGAAGGUCAACCGUCCAACUCCAAGAUUGUACAAACACUCGAAGAUGUUCCUUCAGCUGCUCCCGACGGCGUUGAAAUGGGAACUAUCAACUCAACAGCAGCUUAUGUCAGGUGGUAUCCACCAUCUCCUCAGCAUUAUAACGGCAUUCUACUGGGGUACAAGAUUCAAAUCCGUGGCAACAACAGCCGCAUCCUGGCGCAGAUGUCGCUGAACGCUUCGACAACAUCGGUCCUCCUGAACAACGUGACGGUAGGUGGGGUUUACACGGCGCAAGUGGCCGCGUUCACACGGGCUGGCGUCGGUCCAUAUUCGGGCGCCGUGCCUCUGGCCUUGGAGCGACCCCGUUUACACACGCAGGCCACAGCUGAGGCCACAGAGCAGACGUGGCACAUUCUGCUGCUGGCCUUCCUCCUCCUUUUCGUCUUCCUCGCCUUCUGCUCCACGCUCUACCUGCGCAAACGGCAUGCGCUGUCCAAGCAGCUCGGCCAUCUUGAUGUGCCGGUCGUGAACGGCAGUGACCUGUGUCAGCUGAACCUGUUGCACAUGGGAGGGGUGGGGGGCGGUGUGGCAAAGGAGACGCUGUGGAUCGACCGCGGCUGGGGCGUCGGGACGGUCGGCAGCGACAAGGACACCGAAACCAAGCUGCUGGCGCCGCCUGGCGUCGAAAGCGCAGACUACGCCGAGGUCACCAACACCCGGAACCUGUCCACCUUCCACAAUGCACGCAAAGACUGCCAGCCCACGCCCUAUGCCACCACAACGCUCAUCAACCCCAACAAUAGGACUGAAGAUAGUGGAUCACCAUUUAUUACUCAAAGUUUGGAUUCAUCGUCAGAAGCUAAAACAAAUUCAACUGAAUCGAAUUCAAGACAAGAUAACAUGACACCAGAUCCAGGUGAACAUGAUCAGUUUAUGUACCUGAAUAAAACGGCUGGACAUAAUGUUCAGUGGACUGAUUUUAUGACUAGUCCUCCACAGCAGUCAGUCUCACAUGCUAUGGACAGUAAUAGGUUAUUUGCACAGCAGAACGGAGUGCUAAGCGCUAGUCCGCAACUGUCGAAGCGUUCGGGUGCUGGCGGCGGGUAUUCGUCGAGAGAGGGCACCCCGGGCCCAGGCCCCCCUGUGCCCCCCGUCCGGAGUGGCAGCACCCACUACUCCCCCCUGCCCCCCUCCGACAGCAUGCACCCUCACCGGCAUCAUCACCAUCAUCACUUACCCCCCACCCAUCAUCCACCACCUCUACCACACUUUACCAAGAACUGUAAAGGUAAUGCGUGCAAUAGCUGCGGCAGUGGGAGCUCGUCAGUGUCUAGUUAUACUUAUCAAUUUCCUGAAUCUCAGUCUUCAAAACUGCCAUCAAAUUAUAGUCCCAGAAUAUGUAAUCAAUUAUCAUCACAACAAGACGAUUACAGUAUGAGUGGCAGUGGCACAGUAAUAGAAAGAGGAAUACAGUCUACAUUGUCGAGUAUCGCCAGUGAUUCAAGAACAAAUACAGGAGACUGGAAAAAAUCAGUGGACGACGAUGGAACAAGCUGUAGCAGUUCUCACACGUGUUGUUCGUGCAGCGAGUCAUCAUGCGUCUAUUCCGAGCCAGCCCGUGUUCCCAUGCCUCAUAUCCACAACUAAUAGUAGGCUACCAUAUUAUAAGACCUGCCACUACAAAGAUAAAUACACCUGCCAUUAAGUAUAUUAGCCUGCGAUAUCAGUAAUUUCCCACCACAAUGUUGUCAUUAUAACGAGUUUAAUGAUGGAUGCUCUUCUCAGUGGACUGAGGCAUUUAUAAAAAAGCAUGCCUUUUUUGAGGUUGAGAUGUGAGAUCUCAGCGUACAAGACACAAUUUAACUCAGCAGAGGUUGGGAGCAUCUAGUCCUGAUCAAGUGAUUGAGGUUUUUUGAUAUUGUACAUUGAUUUAUUUUGUACUUAAAAAAUAUGACUGAAAUCUGCUAUAGCUCAGCCAGAUAAGGAGCUUCUAACUGUGGCCAGAACAGUUGUCGGCUUUAGUCCCGUUGAGAGCUAGGCUGUUUCAUCACUUCAUCAUCUCAUCUCAUUACCCACGCACAAGUGAAAACUUAUGUGAACAUCAUUCAAUAGUAAAGUGUUAUCCUCUGCAUUGCUAAUGAAGCGCAAAAAGAGGACACUGGAGUGAAUUCUCAAGCUAUGUUCAUAACUAAAUCAUUUCUAUCAUGCCAAUACUUGGGAGUAUUCUAUUUUUUUGUUUUUGGCAGUUCAAAAUUUAAUAAAGUUUGUAAAAGCCAGUAAUUUUGUAAGAUAAGAGUAGUUGUUAUGGAGCAUGACCUAUUAUUUACAGCUAGGCCUAUCAAUUUUAUAGAUUUUCCAGCAAGGUAUUCUUAAUUCGAGAUAAUUUAGGUACAGAAUGGUUUUUAUAAAUUUCGUUCCAAAUCAAUUUCCAGAUAAGUGUACAACACAUUUAAAUCUCCCCAGUCGCUAGUCUUUUGAGCUAUUUAUUCUUCACAGAAACAAAUAUCAGGCUUUUAUUAACAGAUUCUCUCAAAAUAUUGAGACUGAUAUUGAAGUGAUGAGGUAUUGCAUAUCUGUUGAUUGAAUUUCACUACCUAUAAUGGAAAUAUCAAGACUUAAUUGGAUCGUUUCAUUUGGAAAAUAUCGGAACUGCCUAUAAUAAUUAGUUACUCUAUAUAAUUAGUAGCCUACAUAUUGUACAAUAAAUUAUUGUUGAUCUCGGAUAUUUUAAACGCGUUUAUUGGAGCCUCAAGAAUUUUUCCCAUUCAAGGGCUUUUUAUCAAAAGGAUUUAGUUUUGAUAAGUUCAUUGCGUUUUUUUUAUAAUUUUGCUCCCAUUGUUUUGAUAACAACAAUUAUAGAACAUUAUAGAGCUGUAUAAAAUCGAUUGUUGCAUUCAACAGAAAAGGCUUGAUACCUAGUCCUGUAUAGUGUAUGUAUAGAGUUGGGUAUUCUCAAUGCCAGUAAUUUCAAAAAUGCCUAUUUGAUGCUUAAGAGGCUGAGUGAAAAACUAUAGGCCUUCAUCCAUGCUCAUUAAUCAACUCUAAUUGUAUUGGAACUUAUUUCAAUACAAAAGGGAAUUAAUGCUGAAAUUAAAGUAAAGUUCGUUCUUUCUUCAAUUUUGAAAUUCUGAAUUAGGUAGGUACCGGUACCCAAAAACAUAUCCACAUCCCAUUCUUACUAUUUGUGUCUCUCUGUAGUAUCUACAAAAUUAGCUGAAAUGCUGACUGAAAAAUUUAUAAAUUCGUCAUGAUUGUGACAAUAAGAUUUUUUUUACCAAUUUCAUACUUGGUAAAGAAUUUAAAGACAUUAGCUCAAUUGAGUGUCUAAUUCAUUAGAAAAUUGUUCCAUCAAGUAUGGAAAGUCUAUUUCAUUUUCUAUAGCAAUGCAUAAUUAUUGUUAAAAAAAGUUAUAAAAGUUAAUUAGUCCACGUUGUUUAGAAGGUAUGCAAAUCUAAUAAUUAUUAGAUAUGUCUGGUUUCUAUACUACCCUGGCCAUAAUACGAAUAAUGAUGAUAUUUAUGAACUACUCGAGUACGGGUACCAAGUUUCUUUUGGUUUCUUUCAAUGGAGUAUCUCACUGUUUUCUAUAUUAAGAAAUUUUGUAAAAGCUAUUUAGUUGUAAUGAAAUAAUUGUGAUUGCUCUUUUAAGAACAUGUCUCACCCUUUUCCAAAUUUAUAUACUUUUUGUUUGAUCAUUGAUACUUAGGACGAAUUAGUACGACCCUUCUGAAAUAUUGUGUAUUUUGUUAAGAAGAUCUAUAUUAUCACAAAUGUAAUACUGUACGGUAUUUAAUAUUCUAUAUCUAGCAAUCAUCAAUUCCUCCGCUACCUACUUAUUAUAUAAUAAAAACCUUUACUACGUUAAUUUUUUUUAAAAUUUCGACAAGAAAUUUGAUAAAUGUAUAUUUGUUGAUUUUGUGAUACUAGCAAACUGUUGAAUAUUGUAUUAUAAUAAUGAUAGAGAACUAACAGUGUAGAGUUUGUAAAUUUAUACCAUAUUAUUAAGUGUUUGUGUAUGUGUGUGACUUAUUGAAGAAACUAUUAUUUAUACCAUGUACAGUAUGACGCUCUAACAAUCUCUAUUUAUAUAGUUGUACAUUAUGUAAAUGCACAUUUUGUAAGAAAUAAAUAAUACUUGUAGCUCAUA
Molecule: messenger RNA, 5659 nt
Organism: Nilaparvata lugens (brown planthopper)
Lineage: Eukaryota; Metazoa; Arthropoda; Insecta; Hemiptera; Delphacidae
Product: roundabout homolog 2
Exons: 16
Coding region: 16-3159 (1047 amino acids)
Biological process (GO): axon guidance; Roundabout signaling pathway; axon midline choice point recognition
Cellular component (GO): plasma membrane; axon
Molecular function (GO): protein binding; axon guidance receptor activity
Source: RefSeq, a predicted model, not a curated record